AUGGGUUGCUGCGCAUCAAGGCCAGAAGAAGAUACAAGAGCUACAGAAGAUACUCAACGUGACCGUGAAGACUUAGUUGAGUCCAUAAAGAAAGGUCCGCCAUCGUUACCACCUACUCCGCAAGAUUUGAAAAGAAAAAGGAAAGCAAAGUCCGAUGCAAGUUUAAGUUUAGUUAAAGGUCUAAGGAGAGGAUCAUUCGUUAAAAGCGUGCAAGGCUCUGUGAGGCAGUAUUAUAAAAUUGUCAAAACUCUAUGCAAAGGCACCGAUAAAGAAGUUUUUAUUGUUUUGGAUAAAAGAACGCAGUUAAAACGGAUUUUAAAACAGUACAAAAAGACAAAAGAUGAUCCAGAAGGGUAUUUGAAAUUCAUGCAUCAAGUAGAAAUUCUUAAAGACUUGGUAUAAAAUAAGUAGGACCAUCCGAAUAUUUCAAAAAUUUAUGAGUCCUUGGAAUCCUCUUCAUGCUAUUACAUUAUAUCGGAAUACUUAGAUGGAGGAGAGCUGCUUCAAAAAAUUAUAACUCCCCCCCCUCCGUGAGUGAACAAAACCAUUAGAAAAAUCCCUAUUUUUUGCCCAAAAAACCCACCCUCCGUGAGUGAACAAAAAUUUUUUUAAUAGAAAAAUUUUUUAUGGAAAAAAAAUUUGAUAUAUAAAUGAUAAUUAUUAUAAUGAAAUCUAGAGCUAAUUCUGUUUAUUUUUAAACGAAUUGCUUUUUAAAACAUAAUUUUGCAAAUUGAAUUAAUAUUUGCUUUCCAAUUUUUGCGAAUUAGGAUUUUUUUAAAUUUCGAAAAAAAAUUUUUUAUAUAAAAUUUAUAUAAAUUUUUUAAAAAAAAAAAAAUUAACCCCCUCCGUGAGUGAACAAAAUUUUUUUUGUUCACUCACGGAGGGGGGGGAGUAAGUAACUCAUAUCUUAAUGACAACAUGGCAAGUCGUUGCAUGAUAGAUAUAUUUAAUGGUUUGAAUUAUUGUCAUAAAAGUGGAAUCAUUCAUGCAAAUAUCAAGCCAGAUAACUUAUUUUUUGAAUCAAAAGCUCCAGAUUCACGUUUAAAAAUUGCUAAUUUUGAUCUCUCUUCAUAUACAAAUAAGAAACGAAAGCUGAACCCCGCUGUCCGAUCUGUGAUAUUAAUUUAGAUGUAUUAUGUGGCUCCAGAAGUUUUAGUUGGAGAUUAUGAUGAAAGAUGCGACAUAUGAAGUGCUGGAGUAGUGUUACAUAUCAUGGUGACUGGAAAACUCCCUUUUACAGGCCAGACAAAAGAAGAAAUAGUUUCCUCAAUGAAAGAAGGACUGAAAUUAGAUGCAACUGAGUGGACCCAGUAUCCUGAUGGUGUCAAAGACUUAUUACAAAGGUUGCUUACAUAUGAUCCAGACGACAGAAUUACAAUUGAAGAAGCAAUUAAUCAUCCAUGAAUCCAGUCAAAUCUCGAAAAACCGUCAGGCGAUAAUCCAGUCUACCUCGCUGCAUUGAAGAAUUUAAACGAAUUUAGGGUACUUUUUAUAUAGGCAAAAUCAAAUUUUGAAAAAUAUAUUUUAACAUUCAUAGCUUCUCAUCUUUUGACGACAGAAGAAGAGAAAGAACUUUCUGACCUUUUCCAAGAACUUGAUACAAAUAAAGAUGGAAAACUGAGUAGGGAAGAGUUAAUUGCCGGCUAUGAGCGCUCAGAUAUUCAUACACACAUCGAGAUUGAUGCAAUCAUGAAAUAUUGCGAUUCUGAUGGAAGUGGCAGUAUCGAGUUCUCUGAGUUUUUAACUGCUGCUCUGGACUGAAAUAAAAUGAUUUCUGAAGAGACACUUGAAAAAGCUUUUAAGCUAUAUGACAUAUCAGGGGAUGGAACUUUGUGCUGAAAUGAAAUUAAGUAUUGUAUGCCGAUGGUUUCAAGAAAAGAGCUGAAGAACUUUAUGAGAAUGAUUGAUUCAAAUUUGGACCGAGUUAUAUCGUAUGAAGAAUUUAUAGAAUAUAUGCAAAACUACUUAAUGAAGCAAAGCAAGUUAAGUAGCUCUAGAUCAUUAUAA
Messenger RNA from Blepharisma stoltei, 2007 nucleotides. The record is from the annotation of a GenBank genome assembly. NCBI's taxonomy places the organism in Eukaryota, Ciliophora, Heterotrichea, Heterotrichida, Blepharismidae.